Molecule: messenger RNA, 3867 nt
Organism: Stylophora pistillata
Lineage: Eukaryota; Metazoa; Cnidaria; Anthozoa; Scleractinia; Pocilloporidae
Biological process (GO): RNA transport
Cellular component (GO): lysosome; plasma membrane
Molecular function (GO): double-stranded RNA binding; RNA transmembrane transporter activity
Source: RefSeq, a predicted model, not a curated record
UAACAUUUCAACUUUGUUGAUAUAUCCAAAUUAUUUCGUUACCCCCACCGACGCAGCCCCAAACAGUUUCUUUACGCCAUUAACCUCUUUGGUCCAUACUGAGAAAAAGAAGUCGAAAUUCUUCGGCGGAAAUUUCAAGAUGCUCCUUCCUGCAAUUCUCCUGACUUCAGUGUUAAUUUCCACUUCACGUUUCCCAUUUGCUGCUCACGCUAAGCUGUCUGCAGACUGCACCUUCCAACAAAUAAAAUCAUGGAAGAUUGAUCAGAAUACUUUGGCCCCACCACUGGGGUUUAGGGGACAGCUUCCUUUUUCAAAAAACCGAAAGAGUCACACUUGUCUGCUGAAGACAAAUGAUUCAAACCGAAUGAUCUAUUUAGGAGCCAAAAGGAACAAAUGGUCAAAAGAAGGUUCAUUGCACCUAUCUGUCUAUGAAGAGGUUGAAGGGUCGUUAUCAACAAGCCACCUUGGCAUAUCAACGUCUCAAGCUGGUUGGAAAACUUGCCCUUUCUGUCCAACCAUGCGUGAGGUUAGUGAAAAACACUUAUUGUUUUCAGGCACAGCUGGCGUCAGUUUCAUGGUGGAAAUGCAACAAGAGGGAAGCAUUCAAUUAGAUGAACCAGUGGAAGUUAAACUUAGCGCAAAGGAUUCUUAUCCAGCUGUUUAUCAGUUUAUCCCGGCAGAGGACAUUUCAAGUGCACAACUUGACGUCACUGUCACUUCUGAAUCUAAAAAUGUACCAGCUUACUUAAAAGUAUCACGUGACUGUAAGGAUGUCAGGGACAACAUUGACGUUGUGGACUACAAAGGAGAGUCAAUCCGUCUGUCGUUCACCAAAAAGGGACGAAUUACUUUGUCCAAGUUCUCUAUUCCGCCACUAACCGCCUCCAACUCCAGUUGGUUCAUUGGAAUUGCAAUCAAGAAUGCCUCAGGUGACACGCCAAUUGAUGCAACAAAGACUGUGACAUUAACUUUAAAUAGAUCAUUUGAUUACUCAUACGCUCAUGCUAUGUGGGUUUCACAAUGCGCGAUCUGCAUUAUUUUGGGUCUUGUUGUAUCUUUCUGGGCAUGGUGUAAUUUUAGAGAAGACUGCUGUCUAAGCCUUUGUCUAACCCGUGAAUAUUUGUCAGCUAUGUUAGCCGUCAUAUGUACUUAUGCUUUUAUUCGGGGUCCCAAAACUUACUCUUACAUCACAUUUAUUGUCGGUUCGGUUUUAAUGGUGGGUGCAUUCCAGUUUGUCUUUGCAGACUGGUAUUUAAUGAUUUAUGAGGGAGACAGAGAUCACUGUUAUUACAACGAUUUUUGUUAUCGAGUUCGUUAUGCUGAUAUUCCAUAUAACUUAAUUGUCAGCAAUCUAGCUUACGUCUUGCACGGCAUUAUCUUAGCUUUUAAUGUCCUUUGCAUGGAGUCAGAGGUACUUGCUCAAUGUAAGAAACAUGCAAGCUCUGCGCAAGAAAAUAGCGUCGACAUAGUAAGCAAUGAACACGAAGAAGGGAAAAGCCAAGUAGACAAAUCUAUAAACAAAACAACGCAAACAACGGAAGAGGAGGCACUUAAAAAAAAGUAUGAUUUUUCCUUAGGUUACGCUCUUGCCUGGGCUCUGUGCUUUGAGGGAAUGUUUUCUGCACUUUAUCAUCUUUGUCCAAGUAGGUUUACUUUUCAAUUCGAUACAGCUUUUAUGUUUGUCAUUGCAGCUUUAAGUGUUGUUUUACUUUACAAUGGCAUUGGAAUGCAGUCGUGCACCAGAGAAGUUGAGGCAAAAAGGCGUGUUGGGGCGGCCAAUCUGUUUCUUUUCUUCUUGGUUCCGUUGUUGAUCUUUAAUUAUUUUGGAACAAUGUACCACUCUGAAGCAGGCCUAGAUGUAAAACUCCAAAUCCCUUUCUUCCUUUUUUUGAUUCUAUGGUUUCUCAUUAUAGCAUUGUGGGCUGGAUCUAAGUUGUUACCUAAACUUUGUUGCAAGUGUCAUUGUAAGUGUUGUGAAUGCUGUUGUUCAUGUUGCACCAUAAUAUUUGUAUUUUGUGCAUUUGGCUUCGUAUUAAUACCAGUUUUGCUGAUUGUCCUUUGGUCCACAAAAGUAAUAGAAUUUAGUGACGCUAUCCUGUGGUUCUGCGUAGCAGAGAGCUGUAUUGCCUCUGUAGGAUCUUUCUGUGUUGGUCUUAAGUGUGAGUCGUCAUGUUUUUCAAACUCCAAGGAUCGUUUCAAGAAACUAUGGGAUAGAAUAUGUGAUCAGAACUGUUGUUCCAAAGAGGAGUGUUGUUCUUUCUUCAAAGUAACCUGUAAGUUGCUAUAUACCUGUUCUAUACUGGCUCUAAAUUGUUUUGCUCUGUGGAUUUUCUUUGACCGAGAAACGACAGAUAAGAGUAAGUCUCCAGAGAAAUCACGUGACCUAAAUCAGGAAUGUAUUUUCCUGGCUUUUUUUGACUGGCAUGAUGUGUGGCACAUUUCCUCCUCUUUUGGUCUCUUAAUGGGGGCGCUUAUGGUUAUACAUGUCAGUUAUAAAUCUCCGAGACUAGUCAGAAGACAAAGCCAAACUGGUGCAGCUAGUGGUGCUUCUGAUGAAUUGCGACCAGAUUCUAUUAUAAUGGACGCGCCGGAUAAGCAAGAUCUUAAAGAAAAUGCACAAAAUACACCUUCAAACUAUGAAAAUGUGCCUCUUAGUUUUGAAAAUCCUUGCACCGUAUCAAACAGAGAUGAUGUACGAACCCCUGCUCGCGGAUUACAAAAUAUGACUCAGUCUUUCGAGGAGAGAAACAAUCAAUGUAUUUCAGAAAUGAGAAGCUCAAAGAGGUUCGCAAAAAGGCACUGAGGUUACAAAACGGGAUUGAUUAUAGCAUCAUAACUGAAUGACCGAAAUUCUCUGACCGUACUGGCAAUCUAUGCAAAUUCAUCCUUAAUGUAACGCUUCUUUGAUUCUGCUAACCGGCCCGGCUUAGCAUAUACAACUGAUCAAGGCUUCCAUUUUUCUAUCGACAAGAAAACGCUGUACGAUGAAAAUAAUUUCUAUCAGUAAAAGACGGAGAGAACGCACAGAAUAUAAAGACAAGCGUAAAGUUCCGUGACACCAGUAUGACAAAAAAGGGAAACCUUGCCACUCAGUAUUACAUGGCAGUGGUUUUUCUACACAUAUCUUUUCAAAUUCAAACUAUCAUUAUGCUACAGUACCUCUGAGAUAAACUAUCAUGUUAUUUACAUCAGCUUGAUUUGAUGUUAUAUCAUAGGACCACCAGUUAUUGGGACUCUUCUUAGAGUUACUAACUCGGUUUCUACGAUUUAUAUAUAUUGUGCUAUUUUUUAUGAGUUUUUUUCGCUCUGGUCUUAAGUUAUUCAGCUGCCUCUUUCUUAGAUGAUUGGUGCUUCACUAAUGUGUCAAAUUGCUUUAUUAGUCAAGAGUUAUUUAGUGUUGUUACGACCAGAAUGCGUUUUCACAUAUCUUUUUUAAUAACUCUUUAACUUCCAAGAUCUCCUUAGUAGUUCUCCUUACUGUUUGCCAUACCAUUCUUUUGGUGGUUGCUCUGAGAAUCUAGUAUUGGAUCAUUUACUAAUCCUCACAUUAAUAAUCACAUAAUCACACGUGAUUAAAGAAAAUAUCAUUGAGCCAAUAUCAUAAUUGAGCCAAUUGAGCUAAUUGAGAUCGACAUUUUAACGCCGUUCGCUUAUGGAUUCCAAAUUACUAUAGUAACUCAUCAUACCAAUUCUUUUAAAAUACAAUUUGAUUUGUUCUUCGUCGUCAUAUUAGGCUGAAUUUUAUAUCAGUAGGUCUAGCUUACCAUAGUUUCUAUUGUAAGGGAGUUCUAAAAUUGCAAUGUCUUUGUAAACACUGUUUAAGAUCAUAAUAUCAACGAUCAAUAAAGACUAGUACAUGAUAGAUGA